UUAGUUUUGUCUGUUUUAAACUGUCAAAGUAGUGUGUGUAAAAAAAGUGUUGGAUUUUAUGUUAUAACUAAUUCUAUUGUUUGUUGUGGGUUUUAUUGCGUACUGUUAGCUGCCUUCGUCGUCGUUAAUAGCAGAGUCCAAUAUGUCAUCCGACAAGGAGGCUGAAGUUCUUGAAGAUGUCCCUAUAGGGGAUUCUACAUUUACCAAAGAAAAAACGCCAAGUAAAGACUCAACUUUUUUAAAAGACGAACGUUCCAUCCGUACUUCCUUAAACUCAACUCAUAGUCGCUCUUUUUCAAGUUCUGAAGCAGUGUCUGGAUACAGCGAUAUUGUUAACAUACUGGGAGAUGUGCUGGAUCAUGUGAAUAACAAGAUAAAUACUCCGUCUGAACCUGUGAAACGCAAUACGCUUGAAGAGGUUGGUAACAAUACUGUGAUCUUAAACAAAACAAUGGAUUUGUGUGCACCCGAGAUUAGAAAUAGUGCCCCCAUGACCGGAAAGGAAAAUCUGUGUGAUCAAACAAUUACCAUAACUGAGGCACCAAUUAUUGAUAGUAGUAUUCUGAGCCUUCAUAAUGAAACAACAGACAACAUUGUUGAGACACUUAAUGAAACAUUCCCUAAAUUGGAACAUUUAAUAUGUAAAUCUCAAAAAAUCCAAGAAGUUACAUCAUUAGAGGAACACAAAAUUAACACCACUGUGGUUGUCGAUCUGAGUGAAACUACAAAUGUUGACAAAACGGACUUUGUUUCUUCAGACACAGAAAGUUUAGAGAAUGUUUCGUUGCGUGCUGAAGCACACAAUGAAACAUUCUCUCAACAACGUGUGGUUAAAGCUGAUGUGCUUCUUGAUCUGAAUGGAACUAGAGAUGAAAAACUCAGUCCAGUAUUCGCGAAAGACAAUAUUGAAGAAAUUGUUAAACUGACUGGAAAUAUAGAUUUUGAAAAGGAAGACCGUGUAGCGCUAGGUAGUCCAUCUCUUGCGGUUUAUGAUUUGUGUGAAACCUCAGAAGAGGACUCCGUUUUUGAAGAACUCGACGAAACAUUACCGGUAGAAGACACGAUUGAACUUAUUGAUCUGACUGAGACUAUAAAUAGUGAAGAAACGACAGUAAAAGCACUCAAUGAAACAUUCCCGAAAAAAGAUCUAGAUAAAACAACGCAAGUCUCAUUUACUUGUGACUCGAGUGAAACUACAAAAACUGAAGCUCUCAAUGAAACCUUCUCAAAGGAGAAAAGUUUGUGUGAAACAGUAAAAGUUGAAACUGAGACACCACUUGACCAAGUAGAUGACAUAAAUGAAAACUCUGACGAAUCUGUUGUAAGUUGUGAUGAAACAAGGCUGUUAAGUUCUUCAAAUUCAGAAGCUCACGACGAAUCGUCGCCUUUAAAACAUGGCAUAACCCAAUCAAAUCAGCAAACUCAACCUAACGAUAAUAUAAAAGCUGAAAAUACUUUCCUAGUUGGCGAGACUGACAAUAUCACAACCCGCUCAGAUUUGGAGGACUCGUGCCGAGAAAUUCAAUUCUGUGACGCUUUGUCUUGCUCCACUUUCGAAAAUCACCAGGAAUCAGUGGUUUCGUCCCCCAGUGUCCAGUCAGCCACGAUUGAAACAGUUGAUUCGUCUGAUAAACAGGGAGAUGUCGCAAUACAAGAACAACCCGUCAAAUGUCGCAAAUCGAUAAUAAAUUUGAUGCGUUCCAAACUAGCAGACCUAGAGCCUUAUAGUCCUUGCCGCCUAGAGUUAGCUGCAGCUUUUGAUAAUUUAAAAAUUAACACCACGGCAGAGGAAAGUUUCCUAAGUUGUGAAGAGGCUUCUCUCAUUGGCGAUUCUCUUAAUAACGACGAACCAAUGGACAUCUCACCAGAAAAUCCACAUGUAACUAAGACUGUGACGGACUUUGAAAAUUCUGUAGUCAUGGAAACCACCGAAAAUGACAAUAUAAGAACAGAAAAAGAAGUGAAUAGUGCGGCUCAACUAAAUCCCCAAAAUAAAUCCGUGUCAAAUAUUUUUGAAUCGACCCCAAAAGAAAGUACUGAGUGUCCUGCGCUAGUAAUUGAAGAUGUGUCGGAUAUCACACAGCCGGAGAAAAUAAUGCCGGAAGUUGAUGUCGAUACCAGUGGUAAUAAUGACGCAGCGUCACAACCAAACAGUGGAAAUUUAAAUGUACACAACACUUUCACGGCUCCAAAAGGACCUAGGAGGAGUUCGGGAAUUACAAUAAGCUCGAUGAACUUUGGAAAGACUCCAUCGCCGGUUAAGCAACAUUUGAACUAUCUAGACGAAGAAUAUAAAAACGCUUUAACAGAGUCUCCAUCAGUCUCGGAAAGAAAAAAGCCACAGUAUGAGAGAUACCUCACAUUGAAACUAGAAAUUAAUCAUUUGCAACAAGACAUAGCGAAAUUAACUCUGGAACUUAAACAAAAAGAAGGUGAUAUUAUGCGAUUGUUGCCACAAAAAAUAAAGUUUCCACCGGUGACACGCAAGACACAGAUUACAAAUACACUUCCAGAAGGGGGCAGCUGGGAUAAAGAAAAAGCAUCCCUAGAAGAAGAAAUAGAAAAACUGCGUGAAACUUUAGACGAAAGAAAUAAAGAACAAGUUGAAUUUUUAGAAAAGAUAAAGAUGAUUGAAAAUGAGCUUGCAGUGACGAAGAAAGAAUCUGAUUUAAAUUUAGAGAAACGUAGAGAUGCUGAGGAAAAACUUGACAAGAAUGAGGCGACAGUUAAAGAACUACAGCAAUGUUUGAACGGAACUAACGAUAUACUCACCGAGGCGUUUUCAAAGUUACACCAGACCCAGGAAAACUAUGCCCGCGAAAAAGAAAAACACGAAUCUACUAAGAGUGCACUUCGUGAGAUUAUUGGUAAAUACGAGGAAGCCAAACGCAUAGUACUAGCGAUGAAAGCAAACGAAAUUGUGUAUGAAGACACCAUAGACAAACUGAGGUCUGAGAAAGAGGAUUUUCAUAAAACGUUCGAGAUGUUUAAGAAUUCGGCGUUACAAACAAUCGAGGCGGCGAACAAGGAAGUUGCAAAAGUCAAGGCUGAGUGUAUAAAUAAAAAUGUGCAGAAGAAAAAUUCCAAGCAUCAUUAGUGUAUUUAAACUUUUGUAUUAUUUAUGUUUUAUUUUGGCGUUCUGUAUUUUUUCACGUUUAAUAUAAUACAUCAUUUUCUUACAA
Zophobas morio is the source of this 3182-nucleotide messenger RNA. RefSeq names its product TATA element modulatory factor-like. The record is from RefSeq and is a predicted model, not a curated record. Lineage: Eukaryota; Metazoa; Arthropoda; Insecta; Coleoptera; Tenebrionidae. The transcript is spliced from 23 exons. The coding region runs from base 143 to 3097 and encodes 984 amino acids.